Molecule: messenger RNA, 2617 nt
Organism: Fukomys damarensis (Damara mole-rat)
Lineage: Eukaryota; Metazoa; Chordata; Mammalia; Rodentia; Bathyergidae
Gene: Retreg1
Product: reticulophagy regulator 1
Exons: 7
Coding region: 458-1525 (355 amino acids)
Biological process (GO): reticulophagy; negative regulation of neuron apoptotic process
Cellular component (GO): endoplasmic reticulum membrane
Source: RefSeq, a predicted model, not a curated record
CUCCCCUGGCCACAGUCUCCUCCGCGGGUGCCUGGUCAUGCCAGGAAAAAAGAGGAAAGAGAAAGGGCAGGCUGGCCUCGGUGGGUGAAGUCGUGCCAGGAGGGCGGUGACACCUUCUCACACGACCUGAGGGAAAGUGCUGAGCUCCCAGCUGCCUGUCACGGUGCCGGUGCGGGAAGAAGAGGUGACCUCUUUAUUUUUAGAAGGGGGCUGUCAUAAUAGCCCUGCCCGGAGCUUCAUUCACAGCAGCGAGCAGGCUCUUUGGGAGUUUGUAAACAGCAACUUUCUGAGUAGGGAGGAGCGUUAUUUUUUUUCCAAAAAGGAAAGAACUGCAUCGCUAGGGUUUCCCCUGAUGCUCAGGGGAGGGGGAUCGUGGAAGACAUUAUAGCUUGAAAUCCUUAGCGGGGCAAGCAGGUGCCACAGCUGCCUGCUCUGCUAGUGUUUUUAAAGGGCAGAAAUGCCUGAAAGUGAAGACUCUGCAGGCGAAAGCUGGGAAGUUAUCAAUUCCAAGCCAGAUGAAAGACCCCGACUCAGUCACUGUAUUGCAGAAUCGUGGGUGAACUUCAGCAUAUUUCUUCAAGAAAUGUCUCUUUUUAAACAGCAGAGUCCUGGCAAGUUUUGUCUCCUGGUCUGCAGUGUGUGCACAUUUUUUACAAUCUUGGGAAGUUACAUUCCUGGGGUUAUCCUCAGCUAUCUACUGUUACUGUUUGCAUUUCUGUGUCCACUGUUUAAAUGUAAUGAUAUCGGACAAAAAAUCUUCAGCAGAAUCAAGUCAGUUCUGCUGAAACUAGAUUUUGGAAUUGGAGAAUAUAUUAAUCAGAAGAAACACGAGAGGUCUGAAGCAGACGAAGAAAAAUAUCACAAAGAUGACAGUGAAUUAGACUUUUCUGCUCUUUGUCCUAAGAUCAGCCUUACAGUUGCUGCCAAAGAAUUAUCGGUGUCUGACACAGACGUCUCAGAAGUAUCUUGGACUGAUAACGGGACCUUCAACCUGUCAGGAGGAUAUACUCCGCAGACAGACACUUCCGAUGACCUUGACCGGCCUAGUGAGGAAGUUUUCUCUCGAGAUCUUUCAGAUUUUCCAUCUGUAGAAAAUGGCACGGGAACAAAUGAUGAAGAUGAAUUAAGCCUUGGUUUGCCCACUGAGCGCAGGAGGAAAAAGGAGCAGUUGGACAGGGGCCACAUACCGAGCAGAGAGAGGCCAUCAGCAGCCGGGCUCACUCUUCCCCUGAGCAGUGACCAAGCCCUCCAAUUGAUGAGCAGCCUGGCUGGAGAGGUCAUCACGGCUGCAGUGACAGCUGCUGUCAAAGACCAGCUCGAAGGGGCUCAGCAAGCUCUGGCUGCCACCGCGCCCAGCCCGGAAGAGGACACAGACACUGAAGAAGGGGAUGACUUUGAACUGCUUGACCAGUCAGAGCUGGAUCAAAUUGAGAGUGAGUUGGGACUCACGCAAGACCAGGAAGUGGAAGCUCAGCAAAACAGGAAGUCUUCCGGCUUCCUUUCCAACCUCCUCGGCGGCCAUUAAGCAGGGAGUAGGCUUGCAACAGAGCACAGACAAACCACCAAAAAGUUUCAACCAAGCAAAAGUAAAAAAAACAAAACCAAAAAACAAAAAAGAAAGAAAAAUGGAAAAAAAAUGUAACUGUAAGCUUUAAUGAUUACUUCAGAGUUUCUUGUUUUAUUUUCCCUUCUGCGGUGAGUUAAUUGGAUAUAUAUCAGCCAACAAUGAUAGAUUGGUAUUUCUGAUAGUUAUUUUUAUGUAAUAAGCAUGGAAAUGAACUUCAUAUACAUAUAAACCAUGUUGUCAGAAAUAUUAGGAGUUGUUUUUAAAGCAAAAAGGAAAAAACCCAAACACCAAAUUAUUAAGAUCGUACUGUAAGGAUUCUUUAUAAUUAAUUUCCAAGCAUGCAAAAGUUUAUUGUAACUCAUUGAAAAUAUUAACAAUUAACUGUGAAUAUACGCUGUAUCAGCCCCCUUGUUCCUAAUACUUGGAAAUAAUUUUUUAAAAACCGGUAAGUUUUAAUGUAGAAAGACAGAAAUUAUCAAAGGAUCUCUAGCUGAAGGACUUGGGAAAUAUUAUCAAUGUUAGUGACCUAGGAAAAAUUCUGAAAGUAAGAAGUACAGAUAGGCUGGAACAUCUCCAUGUUUUUUUCUGCAGUCGUAGGCACAGGUGUACUUGUAAAGUGACGAUCUUAUUGACUGCCUUCUCUGGUCUUGUGACGCGGGGGCUCUUAACUCAGAAAAGCAAGCAGUUGUGUAUCAUGUAGGUGGAGGAGAUUCAGCUGUCCUGUUGCCCGUUUUUGGCCUCUGUUUAUGAUAGAGAUGUGAGUGCAGGUCUAUUCUGACUGCUCUCACUCAAUGCUCAUAUUUUAUGUUGUGUCAUGAAAGAUGUCGCCUAAAAUCUUGAAACUAGUUAUGGAUGUGUUCUAGGAAUGGUGUCAUCAUCACAAUAAAGAAGUAAUAACUCUGUUUCCUUAGUCUGUAUAGAUAGAAAAGAUGGCUGGCUUUAAAAUAUUUAUUUGCUGUUGAAGUCCAAAUAUGUCACCUGUUUCUUAUUGGGAAGCUAGAAUAUAUAUUUUCCUUGGCCUUAAAUUUUUUUGAUCAUCUUUUAAUGAUC